UGACGGGAUGCUGUUUGUUUGUAUUAUUAUUAUUGUUCUAUGGUGAUACGGGAAUACGAAUCGAUAUGAUCAAUUUUAAGGUAUUUAUGCGUCGUGGUGUGGUUGUGCGAUGGUCCUUUGCGGACUCGCUCGUCUUGAAUGUAUUGUUUUUUUUUUCGAUCGGCAUACGAGGACAACCACAUCUGGAGAAGUACAUCGUAUUGCGCAGUGCGUAUCUCAGAUCCACUGGUCGAUAUGAUAUUUCAGCCUGCUGUCCCUAUCCAUAUAUAUCUACAUCGUCGUAUAGGCACCACAAUCGCCCCCCACUAUCUCUCCCAGAAACCCAAGCCUCCAGUGCCAUCAUCUAUCUACACGAGUCUCCAAUACUCGCGCGCAUGUCACCGUACCAGGGUGCAACAUGUGGCAAUGUACGGAGUCCGACGACACCCUCUAAAAGCAAAAGCCUCCGACCUCACCAACACCCAAGCGAGGCCUCUAGAAGCUGAUUGGCGGGAACCUCUACACAAUAAUCUAAACGGGGGCUAACUAAGCAGGCUGAAACAUCCAACACAACCCUUUUUCCGUCAGCACGAUACUGCAAACCAUCAAGUGGGAGAAAUGAUUCCAUAUUGCGAUUGUAUUCUCCUAGGCUGACGCCAUUUCCUGUCAGGUUGUGGAGAAUAGAUCGAUAGAGUACUUACAGGGUGGCUCUUCACCCGCCAAUCAUCACGAGUUUGAGGCCUCGGAGAAUUAGUACACUCAGCGUCGAAAUAGUUUGUUAUUGAGUCGUUCGACGCUUGU
This is a messenger RNA of Periconia digitata, 780 nucleotides long. Lineage: Eukaryota; Fungi; Ascomycota; Dothideomycetes; Pleosporales; Periconiaceae. The record is from the annotation of a GenBank genome assembly.